AUGCUCACUCCACUUGAAGCUGUGAUGGUUGUUGUGGAGAAUGAGCGAAAAUUCGACCAAUUAGUAGUGAAUGAUAUUUUUUCUCCUCUGACCUACUGGAACAACCCAGCAGAGCACUUAGUUAAUUAUGCCCUACAGAAAUGGAAUGAGCGAAUGCUGAAGGCAGACAACACGACAUGUGUUAUUGUCAUGAUCGACACAAUGGGUCCAAGCAAACUGGAACGUCUACGGCGCCGGAGAGAAGACCGAAUCCUGCAGCUUAGCAAACAGCAAAAGCUUAGCAUGGACAUAAAUGCUUAUCUCAAGUAUCAUCUGCUGCCUGGUGCCAAUGGGCAAAAUGCUGCUGCAAGCUUGGUUGGCCUUUCUGCUACAAACCCGCUACCUAUUUGUGCCAGUCUGCAACGGAAGUGUCACCCAAUUGUAAAUGAUAGUGACACAAGGGCCACAAGACCUCUAUCUCUUAAUGAUACCAAUAAAGUAAUAGUUAACCAUAUCCGGAUAGGCUGUGAGGGAAAAAAAUUGGAUGAUGGCAAAAUAGACACUGAAUCUCUAGCCAAGAAAUCGGGAUCUCUAUGUCCUGUAAAUUCUUCUCCAGCAGGUGCUGCGUCAGGCUUGGACUCCAGCAAAGACCACACUUCCAAUAUUUCCAUCUAUAAGGUAAUGGACAUCGAGAAUGAAACUGAUCACAAAACGAGUAAAUCCAAAAUGAGGUUCUCUAUCUGCCUGUCUGGGGAUGAGUCUGCUGAUGGUAAGAUUACAGACAGCGACAGAGGCAAUGGUAAUGACAACAGCAUGAUGCCUGCUAGCCGAUGUGUAGAAACUGGAGAAAUAGAUCACAAUGCUAACAUCAAAGAUGAGGGGAAUGAAAGCUGUGAAAACAAAGAAUCCCCAUCAACAGAUGUAACGGUGGAAAGGAGAAACAUUGAUAUAAAUAACCACAAUGUCGCCACUUUACCUCAGGUGCGCCGAACACUUAGUUUGCAGCCAAAAAUGCUUCGUACUCGAACUCGGAAAUCCUUGGAUGAUCAGUUGGCACCUUGCCCCUCUGAUAUUGCCAAGUCUGUUAAAUCAAAACUACCCACCUCCACCUCAAAAACUUCCAAUGGGAAACUUGACCUGAGGGAGAGAAUCACAAAACGAUUUCUCAGUCCACAUUUGGCAGACACACAGAAUAUCUCUGAGAAUCCUGGUCCCUAUUUACGCUCCUCAAAUAAUUCUCACAAUCAACAUUCCCGGACUAGCAUCUCUGAUGAUGAAUUCUCUCAUAAGCUUAAUGAAAAAGCUAACACAUCCUUCAGCAAACGGUAUACCUGUGCCUUCCCGUAUGUUCUCUCCCUUCCUCUCGAUUUCUCGACAACCGAGAGGGGCCCUCCUGGGUGGGGUAGAGCUCGGAUGACUCUCUUUUCUCGGACGAGCAACCCAUUUCUCCCCUCUAUUCGACGCCAACACCUUCGCUCCUUACAACUUGCCGAAAAGUGCCCGACCAUACCACAUGUCCAGUAUCUCAGAGGUCUUACUUGCACUGGGGCCACCCCGCCUCUUACUUUUUCACGGGUGACUCAACGGCGUUUCCCAGACCCUUUUCCUUCUCGGUAG
This is a messenger RNA of Acanthosepion pharaonis, 1596 nucleotides long. The record is from the annotation of a GenBank genome assembly. NCBI's taxonomy places the organism in Eukaryota, Metazoa, Mollusca, Cephalopoda, Sepiida, Sepiidae.